Acanthosepion pharaonis is the source of this 1119-nucleotide messenger RNA. NCBI's taxonomy places the organism in Eukaryota, Metazoa, Mollusca, Cephalopoda, Sepiida, Sepiidae. The record is from the annotation of a GenBank genome assembly.
AUGAAAAGGAGAGUAAUCUUUUUUUUUAAUGUUUUUUUUCUUUUUUGCUGCCAUUAUUCCCUGAAAUUUUCUUUUUUGGUUGGCUUUUUUUCUGGCUUUUCCCCUUUCUGCUGGCUUGUUUAUUUUUGCAGUAUUCUUCUUUUCUUUUUUACUAUUUUUUGUCUUUUCGUGAUAGCUUUUUUUGCUGGCUUUUAUUGCAAGCAUUUUGCUGUCUUUAUUGCCGGCUUUUUUUUUCUUUUUUUGCUGGCUUUUUUUCUUUUUUUCCGUCUUUUGUUUCGUGGCAUGUCUGGUGCCUUAUGUCUUUUUUGGUGUCUUUUUUAUUUUUCAUUAUUUUGCUGUGCUUUUUCUUUUUUUUUUGCUGGGUUUUUCCAUUUCUUGCUGCUUUUUUUCUUUUGUGCAGGCUUUUUUCUUCUUUUCACUCUGGCUAUUUUACUAGCUUUUUUGCUGGAUUUUUUGCUAACUGUUUUCAUUUUUGCUCUCUUUAUUUAUUUUCUUUGUUGGCUUUUUUCUUUUUUUGCUGGAUUUUUCUUUUUUAUUGGCUUUAUUUUUCUUUUUACUGGCUUUUCUUUUUUGAUAUCAUUUUUGCUGGCUUUUUUCUUUUUGUGGUUUUAUUUCUUUUUUGUUGGCUUUUUUCUUUUUGCUGGCCUUUUUUUGCUGCCUUUUUUCACUUUUUGCUUGGUUUUUCAUUUUUUUUUUUACUGGUAUUUUUCUCCUUUUUUUGCUGGCAUUUUUCUCCUUUUUUUGCUGGCAUUUUUGCUGGCAUGUUUCUCCUUUUUUUGCUGGCAUUUUUGCCAGAAAAAAAAAACAAAGGACUCUUUUUUGCUGGCUGUUUUUUGCUGGCUAUUUAUUUAUUGCUGUUUUUUUUUCUUUUUUGCCGGCUAUUUUUCUUUUUUGCUGUCUUUUCUUUCUUUUUUUUUUUUGGUGGCAUUUUUCGUAGCGUUUUUGCAGGCUUUUCGGCCAGCUUCAUUGAUUUUGUUUGUUUUUUUUUUUGGUGGUGGUGGUGGGGGGUUCUGGCUGUUUCCAUUUUUUCUGAAUUUUUCUUAUAUGCUGACAAUUUUUCUUUUUUUCUGUCGUUUUUCCUUUUUUGCAGCCUGUUUUCUCUUUUUGCUGACUUUUUGA